CUAAAGCAAAAUAUAGAAGAUCUUUAGGACUUGCAAGAAAAUUAUUAGAUUUAGCACAAAAAUUAGAUUACUUUAAUAAAAUAAAUGGAAUUUUUCAGAAUUUUAUUGAUGAAAAACAAUAG
Funneliformis caledonium is the source of this 122-nucleotide messenger RNA. The record is from the annotation of a GenBank genome assembly. Lineage: Eukaryota; Fungi; Glomeromycota; Glomeromycetes; Glomerales; Glomeraceae.